[Torrubiella] hemipterigena is the source of this 1337-nucleotide messenger RNA. The record is from the annotation of a GenBank genome assembly. NCBI's taxonomy places the organism in Eukaryota, Fungi, Ascomycota, Sordariomycetes, Hypocreales, Clavicipitaceae.
CUGGUACUUUGACUUUAGCCAAAGCAACCGCAGCACCCAAACGGCGUACUCGGGCGUAGAAAGAAAUUGUGCCCGCCAAGACUUUGUUGCCACUGCACGAUAAAUAAGCCCUGUCGCAUCCCUCCUCCUUCAGCGUUGUUUCGUCUACAGUGCAUCAUCAAACAAGUUCGUUUCGCAAACAUACCAGUCUGCAUCUUUGGUCUUUUUUGGCUCUACACUACUCCUGCACCUUACCUAGUCAACUACAACAACAAAUACUAUGAGACCCGACCUUGCCGUUCUCGCACUCACCCUGUUCAGCGGCGCCUCUGCAAGCGUCAUCGGUGAUCGCCAUGCCUUAGCCGAUACAAGUAUCGACCAGCACGAUCUGUACAAGCGCCGUGGAGGUGGUGGAGGUGGAGGCGGCCGUGGAGGUGGCAGCUCUUCAUCCGGUUCGUCUAGCUCAGGCCGUGGUGGUUCAUCGAGUUCGUCUGGAUCGUCUUCCAGCUCCGGACGCGGUGGUUCAUCUGGUUCAUCUGGCUCAUCUGGCUCAUCAGGUUCAUCAGGUUCAUCAGGUUCAUCCGGCUCCUCCGGCUCCUCAUCAUCCAGCUCAGGCCGUGGUGGUUCAUCGGGAUCAUCGGGCUCAUCUUCCAGCUCCUCUGGAAACAAGUCACCACCUCGACCGGCUCCUGUUUCAAACUACCCAGGCAACCGAUAUCCUGGCGGCGCGACCACAUCGUACAGAAGUGGUAACCCAUCACGCAGCGGCAUCGUCCCCGGCUUGCUCCUUGGUGGUUCUGCAGCCAUUCUUUUCUGGACGGCGGCCUCUUGGGCUCACCCAUGGCCCCAUGGUGUCUACACUUACCCCUACCACCAGCCCUACCAGUUCCACAACGAUACCUCCAACAAGAAUGAGUCUAUCCCAGUCGUCUGUGGCUGUGAACCCGACGCCGAUUGCGGUUGUGACGAUACUGACCCCAAGGCAAGCCUUGAUGCUUUGGUCAACAAUGGCAAGAUCAAUAGCACAAACGCGGUGUUGGGCACAAAAGACGGACAACCAACAUUGUUUAUCAAUGGUACAUUGCCCACGGUGACCGACGACAGCUCAGCAGCUUCUACUAUUGCCACCAUGGGCUUUUGGCCGAUGGCUGCCAUUAUCUUCGCCAGUGUCUACCUCGUAUAAGGUGGCGGUAUACGAUUCGUUGAUUUACUUUUCUUCUUUCCGGACAUGGGAUGCUGUUCAUGAUACCACGUUGCGCCUAGAACCGCAUGAUUUUUGGAUACAGCUCAGAUUGGGCCAUUGAUAUACUGUAACGACUUAAUGUAAUAUAGAAACAAAUGUACGAAUUUCUUUUGAG